AUGAAGCAUCUCUUCAACCACGUCAACAUCCACAAUCAACAACGCGUCACGUGGGAGAACUUCGUGAACUACCUGGUCGCCGAGGCGAGCAAUGACACACCAGGAACAAGACUCAGCAACUACUCCUUCAAUCAGUUUACGUUCUCGCGGCGGCUGCGGAGCCAAUCUAAGCCUUCGCAGAAGCUGCGGAAACCAAAGAAGAGCACCUCCGCCGAGAAACUCACAUUCAAGCGCUACUGUCGCGGCGUCCAGGAAGUCCCUAAAGCAGCUCGCACGUCGGCCGACCAAGAGGGCGUCACCGGACGCGGGCGCGCUGCAGCGGACGUUCGCGAGGACGAGGAUCUCGGCCUCAUUCGCUUCCUCGACGGCCUGCCUGGACACAGGUCGCUGUUCUUUGCGUCUACCCGAAGCUGCCCUUUCAUGCUUUAUUCGAAGAACACCCUCGAGCGUGUCUACUCGGCACCACCGAAUAUGCUCCCGGGAGUGAUCCCCUCGGCUGUUUGUUACCUGGCUGCGCACGACCUGUUCGUGUGCUACUCUCCGGACGAUCGACUGUUGCGCGGUUGGGGUGCACUCCUCUCGAACGGCCUCACGGGCACGACGAUCACGCCACUGCUGCUGGAGGGUUUAGUGCGUCGCAUCCAGGUGAUGCCGCGGGAAUCGCCCACCUACGCCGAUUACAUGGAGACGCUCUUCCUCGGCAACAGUCUUGGGCAGGUGCUGCGCGUCACGGCACCUCACGGGCACAGCGGUGGGAUGGAGUUCACAGUGGCGCAGACCUAUGCCAACCUUCACACACGCACAUCCGGCGGCCUUGUCGACUUCUGCGUGUACGGGGUGCACCUGUACUCUUCCGGCUUUGACGGGAGACUCGUGGCGACAUCUCUGCUCACAGGGAAGUCGUGCGAGCUUGGCAGGGUCGCCAAUGAGCAUUUGACGACGCUCGUGUACGUCGCAGGGCACGACUGGGUGGUGGCAGCGACCUCGUGUGGGCGCCAGCUGCUUUGGUGGGAGGCACACUCGCACGGCACUUUGCCUGGCACAUUAUUCGACGUAUCCGGCCACGGCGAACACAAUGCAUGCAUCAUUGCACUCGUUCAUGUGGCGGCAGCGGACCAGGUGGUGAGCGCCGACUGCGAGGGCGUCGUAAAAGUCUGGGACGCGUCUACGCAGCGGUGUGUGCAGUCGUUCCGAAGCAGUCGCGUACCGCAGCGGCACAAGGGUUCGCUGUGCAGUGUGCCGGCGAAUGAGGCGAAGGCGUCAUCAGCCAACACGCGCACCGCGGCACACGCCGGCAGCGGCCUGCUCGCCGGCAAUCUUGCAGGCCUCUUUGUCAAUCUUGGACUGCUUGCCUUGCUGCCGGCUGGUGCGGGACAGGCGGGCCACGUCGGUGGCCCCCAAUGCCACAGCUUGAUUUACUGUGCGUCGACGCAAGAGCUACUCUGCGGCUUCUCCAACUCCAUCGUCUGCUGGGGGCUACAUGGUCGCGACAGCCCACUCGUGUGUGACGCGGAGGAGGUGUGCUACGAUGUCUUCUAUGACAUUCGGACCCGCACGUUCUUCGUGCAGGGCGCGACGCGGCUUAGCGUGUGGGAUGGCGUACACGGGCACCGUCGCGGUGUGCUGAGUCAGGUGACGGAGUCCGGCGUAUCGCAAGUUGGCGCCGAUAUCAAGGCGGUGUGCAUUGACGAGCUCGGCAGCCGCGUGUUUAUAUCACUAAGCGAUGGGAGUGUUGUGUGGCACGCAACACAGAAGCUGGUGUCGGAUGCCUCACAAUGCACACCCGCCACGGCGGCAGUCUGGUGGCAUGCCAAGUCCUCGGGCUCUGGUGCCGACGGGGGUGGGCCGCCGUUCGUGGAGCAGAUGCACUACUCGUCGAUCUCGCGGACCUGGAUCGCCAUCACCUCCAAUGGGACCCUACUGGUGCGAUCGGAGGAGGACAAUCAGGAGGUGGGCUUUUCGGCCACCAUUUCCGUUUCUGCGUCGCCCUUGGCUCAACUGCGCGUGUCGGAGGAGCUGGGGCUUGUCGCCGUGACGGAUGUGCAGCGCACUGUGUACAUCUACGACAUGCAGGCGUGGACGGACGCGCCGGUUACGAAGAGGCUUACCAUGUACGGUAGUCUUGUGGACCUGAUUUUCCUCGACAGUGCACCAGCGUUGGUGACGGUGCACGCCGGUGGCGUUUGCCGAUGCUGGUCAUGCGCGCCAGCGGUGGAGCGGUUCAAGCUGCUGAGCGUUUUUUGCCAUCCGCAGCAUCCCGCCCCUAAACUCGCUACAGCUGCCACCGUGGAAACAGAGCGUGCGUGGAUGCAGGCAAUGGGGCGGACGCACCUUGCCAGCGCGGGGACGACGCGAGGACGGCCGCACAUGCAGUCACCAGCCACGUCACCAUGCUAUAACACUAUUGCGGCCCCAACCACUGGCAUCCACAACACCUUGCAGAUGACUGGCGCGAGCGCAUCGCCGCUGGGGUUCAUGUUGCCUAAGCUCGCCUGUUUCUCUCGCCCUGGCUCUGCAUGCGUUGCAUCACGACCGGCCACGCCGGCGCUGUGCACAUCACAGCGCGGCUCAUUGAAUCCGCUGCGACUGGGCUCGGUCCUUGAGCGAACCUCACCCGAUCAGACGGAGGUUUCAUGUGAGGGCGCAUCGUCCCUCAUGAAGUUAUCCAUGCUCACGGGAAGGCCGGCCACCGAGGCACUGCAAGACACUAGGGCUGGCGAUGGCUGGACUGCGACCGCGGCGACCCCGACCGCAUCCGUCGAGUUCACCUCCGCGGCUUACGACGGGCGGCAACAUUACUUGUUCCUUGGCGACUCUGAGGGUGUCGUGCACACCUAUAGCAUGUGUCCCCUUCUCCAAGCGUACACGUUGCCUCGUUGCUCUUAUGCGAGCCGGCCAGCGUUCUCGCUGACAGCCGUGACGGACUUCACUGGAGCGGAUGCCGACGACGGUUUCGCAGCCCCGAAACUGGUGCGGUCGGUGCAAGUGCACUUGAGCCAGAGUACCACAACAGAGCGAGGUGCAGAAGCCCGCGCAGGUUGCACGUAUCGCGGCAAUAUGUCGACAGCGACCCGGCGCGACAGUGAUCGGUGCGGUGUGGUUUGCGUGCGGUGGCUGGACGAUCGUGGUGUGCUUGCUACCUCUGGCUACGACCAGGAGGUGUGGUUCCUCGAUUGUAAUACAGGAGAAAAGGUUGCCUGCUUGUCGACAGAGCAGCGAUUUUCUGGAGCCGAUCGCGCCCAUCAGUCCCUGACGGCUUCGAGGCAGCAGCACGGAGGGCCGACGCAAGAGUCGACGGUCCUAAAUGGGGUGUGCAACAGACACAAGGCCGAGGCUGCUAGCACGCUGCCCUCUCACAGUGCCUUUAGUCUGCCCCAGCCGCCGCGCCACAACGAUCUGAACGACGACGGCGCCGCUGCCUUCCUCACAGGGACAUCGCAGCUGUGCUGCUGCACGCGCGGCAGUAGAAACGAGGAAGCGCCUGUGAUAGAGGAGGGCGGAGGGACCGUGUCGCCGGCGCCGUGGAGUCAACAGGAGGGUAGCGCGCUGGCUUCCUUGCCGAAUGCACGAUACGCACCGGUGAACUCCCACCGGCCGGCGUCUUCUGUACGCCAGAGAUGCGCGUCUUCCAGCACCCUCUCUCGCUACUCGGUCCCGGAGUUGAUCGCGACCGCUAAGCAUGACCGCGCACCGACGGGGCUGAAGGACGGCAUACAGGGGCUGAAGGACCAGCGCGGUAGCUUUCUCUUGCGUCCCUCAUCGUGCUCACCGACAAAGGAACAAGCGCUUUCCAACGACGCGCCUCGUGGUUGGAGACCCCUCUCACAUUACAACACCUCAUUGCUCGCCGGCAGCCCGCUCGAGAGGGGCGACAGCCCACGAGACGCCACGUCUGCGGCGCUGAGCGCGUCGCGCACUUCCGACUGCGACGGUGGCACGCAGAUUCACAUCGCAGACUGGCAGAAGCGUGACUUGAUGGCGAUGCGCGAGUCGCGGGGGGUGAAGCCGCACGCGCCGGUGCAGCCGGGCUUGCACAACACGCUGGUGCACGUGGAGGAGAGCAAGUGGCACAGUGCGGGAGUGACGGGGCAGCGCGUUCUUUUGGGUGCAGCCGACGGUGUCUCCAGGCAUGCGGCGCGAACUGCCACCGCAGCAGCCGCAGCACCGGCACUCACCGGCGCUGCGGUCCCACAAACCGAAACGGCAUCUGCGUCGAGCGCCCUGAGCCUGUCGACGAAUAUGGCGACGUCGAACAGCCUCCGAGGCGAAGCUGCAGCGAGGUCGGCAGAGAUAAGCGGCAACAUCGGUUCGUUCAGCGUCCAGGAAGUCCCGGCAGUGAUCGAGUCCUGCGGCGCUGUGAGCAGGCCUUCGUGCAAUAGGACCAGAAUCGCGGAAGCGCUAGCGCUGUGCGUCUCCGGAUGCGCGCUGACGACCUCCGCUGUUGACGAGGGCAGAAGCGCAGCGGCACAUCAACAGCAGCAGAAGCAGCCGUACCUACCACAAGGAGCACGCGGGGGGAGAAUCCGACCCGACUCAGAGAGCAACUCCUCUGCGCAGCGUCACGGGAGCUCUUCACGAGUGCCGCUCGCGCAGCCAUCGGCGCCCGGACACCGCACACCUUUUGACGCGCUGCCGCCUCCCCAGAAGGCCCUACGGAAAGAUGGCAGUGGAGAGAUGACUUCUUCCUCGACUGCGUUGGGCGUGACGACGUGUUCCCCUUCCCAGGACACCGCAGCGCGGGCCCAAUCGUUCGCCUCUGCGAACGCCCUGCGCCGACCGCCUAUGCUGGCCUACAGCAACGAGUGCGAGGGGAGGUCGACGUUGGAGAUGUACUCUAGUGAACUCCAUUGGUGCCUCCGGCAACCGCGUCGAUGA
Molecule: messenger RNA, 4875 nt
Organism: Leishmania major strain Friedlin
Lineage: Eukaryota; Euglenozoa; Kinetoplastea; Trypanosomatida; Trypanosomatidae
Exons: 1
Coding region: 1-4875 (1624 amino acids)
Molecular function (GO): protein binding
Source: RefSeq, a predicted model, not a curated record